Molecule: messenger RNA, 1745 nt
Organism: Columba livia (rock pigeon)
Lineage: Eukaryota; Metazoa; Chordata; Aves; Columbiformes; Columbidae
Gene: RMP64
Product: nucleolus and neural progenitor protein
Exons: 9
Coding region: 16-1668 (550 amino acids)
Biological process (GO): positive regulation of Notch signaling pathway
Cellular component (GO): nucleus
Source: RefSeq, a predicted model, not a curated record
CCCUCACCCGCCAACAUGGUCCCGCCUGCAUUCAGCCCUGCGCAGUCCCGCCCUCACAGCGGGGAAGAUGGCGGCGCCCGAGGCGGCGUGGAACCGGCUGGACGUGCCGUGGCCCGCCAGCAGCGCGACGGUGGCCCUGGCGGCCCAACACCCUGCAGUGAGGUGGCUGCCGGCGCUGCGGCGGCGGAGCGAGAUCGCCGGCAAGCAGCUGUCGGGGAGAGGCCUGGCCGCCGAGGGACGCGUCUUGCGGGCCGUGCUCUACGUGUACCACAGCAGGCUGCUCCGGCACCGGCCCUACCUGGCCCUGCAGCAGAACAGUGCUUGAAGCGCCUAUGGAAAAUGAACUUGGUGGGCUGCAUUGAAACUCUGGCAGGACUGAUUCCCAAGAAAAAUACACCCCAAGCCCAUGCAGAGUGUUUAGUUCCCAGCCAGCCUAUGCUGGAAACCGUGGCUCUGAAGGUGUUGGGAGGUUGCAAGCUCAUACUGCGUCUACUGGACUGUUGCUGUAAAGCUUUUCUCUUGUCCGUUCAACAUCUCUGCUCAGAAGAAUUCAUACUUUUGAACACUGUGGCUUCAGGGUUGUUGAGCCGGCUCUGGAUUCAGUACAGAUAUGUGUUGCAGAGCCUCAUGUCCUUGUAUGGUGUGUUGUCCACAUCGCUUCAUCUGGUGUCUGAGACCCAACAGAUGCCUUAUAUCAAGGGAUUUACCUUCCCUUCUGAUAUCAGUAACUUCCUUGGAGUUAACGUUUCUUCUGAGGUGAAGAAGCAAAAGGCUAAAAUGCUUACAACAAAAAAACCUACUGGCUGGCUGAAGAAGCUCUUCCCAACAAUGCCAGAGGUGGUGUCUGAGGUUGGGACAAAGAGAAAUUUUGCGACCUGCACGAGUGCUGUGAAAAACUGUAGCAUCCCAUGCCCUGCGGAUAUUGGAGAGCCAGUUCUGGUGACCAGAGCCAGCAGAGGGAAGCAACUGGGCUUUGAUGUGAAGAGCCUACUUAGACCAUCCAGACCUCUAACACAAGAGGGUAUAAGCAUUGCAUCAACACCUUUUACAGCAAAAUCAGCAUCACUUUCCUCUCCUAUGCCAAGACUGCAGUAUACUGGAUCUCUUGUGCAGAUGGUCCAGACAGCUACGUCAUUUGGGGAGCUGUCAGAAGCACUCAGAAAAGCAAUUCUGUGGUGCAGAGGCAAUAAAUUCAAGUCAGAAGCUUAUUUUCUGCGUAACAAGUUGCUGAAAAGCAACCGGCUGCACCAUGUGGAGGCUCAAGGUUGCAGCUUGAAGAAAAAACUGUGCUGUGUCAAAACAUCUGUCUGUAAAUACCUCCUGUACGGGUCACAAAAUGCACGCUGGCCAAGGUGGUACCUUGGGGCACGGUUCUGUCAAAGGAGGAUAAAAUCAUGCACUCGCUUGAAGAGAACUCUGAAGACAGUUCGGCAAAAACCUUCUGAGCUUUCUGGGGUCUGUGAAAACAGCUCUUCACUGAUCCUCCCAGCUUGCCAGGAUGGGCCUCUGAGUCGGGAAGGACGCUCCAGUGCUGAUACAGCCACUGCCAAACUAAGUACAGUGGGAACCCCUAAGUGGCUGUUGCUGGAAGGAAACCAUGGCUCUGUGGGGAAAGAAGAUACUGAGAACAUGGAUAUUGAUUCAAUUUUUGCAGCAAUGGGUGUUUGAUCCUGGACUGUAAGGAGGAAAGGGGUCAGGUCAUUCCAAAUUUUCUUUUUUCCUAAAUAAAACCCUCAGAACCCUAA